This is a messenger RNA of Carassius auratus (goldfish), 3376 nucleotides long. RefSeq names its product Hermansky-Pudlak syndrome 1 protein homolog. The coding region runs from base 138 to 2138 and encodes 666 amino acids. Gene Ontology annotation, molecular function: guanyl-nucleotide exchange factor activity. The transcript is spliced from 18 exons. Gene Ontology annotation, cellular component: BLOC-3 complex. Lineage: Eukaryota; Metazoa; Chordata; Actinopteri; Cypriniformes; Cyprinidae. Gene Ontology annotation, biological process: vesicle-mediated transport; melanosome assembly. The record is from RefSeq and is a predicted model, not a curated record.
CACACACACAUUACGGAAGCGUUGCUGCAGUUCACGGUUUACAACAAACUGUUUGUUAUUCUGUGAUCUACGAACUGGAUUAGGAUUCAUGCGCAAUGAUACUCUUCUGUUGCAGAAGUGAACUUUAAAAUAGUAAAAUGAAGUGUCUUCUGGUGGCCAAUGAGAGCGCAGAGGUUCUGUUCUACUGGACUGACACCGAGUUUGAGCAGCGGGUUCAGGGGCAGUAUGGAGUUUCCCAGGAGGAAGGAGAACGGCUGCCUGCAUUUGAGGACAGCAUUAACACUCUCUUCGCACCCAUCAUCAUCUCCUGUAGCACCAUGGUGGACCGGCUCGGGGAAAAUUACACCUCCUUCAGUACAGAAAACAAUCAUAUCUAUGUUCUGCAUCAGUUUGAGGAAUGUCUGUACAUUGCUGUGAAUGGAGACGGAGAUGAGACCGAAGAGGAUUUGAAGAGGAAGAUCUUUGUGAUGAAGAAACUCACAGAAAUCAUGUUUGGCAUGGUGACGUUGAGUGGUUCCCUCUUGAGGAAAGAAUUGCGUCCUCAAGAUACAGAGCAAAGGAACCGCUUAUGGAAGAAGCUACGAAGCCUCUUGGAAACAUACAGCCGCUUGCGAGAGAAUGACCAAAGCUUUUUAGUAGAGGCGGUGGAAAGGUUGAUCCACCCGACCCUUUGUGAGCAGUGCAUUGAGUUUCUAGAGCGUCGUCUGGUGCAGCAGAUCAACAGCAACAUGGACAGAAUGGGCGAGGAGGUGCUGCACGCUUUCAUACUGGUGCACACCAAACUGCUGGCCUUCUACUCCAGUCGAAAUGCCAGCAAUCUUUACUCCUCUGAUCUCCUGGCUCUGAUCAUCCUGGUGCAGGAUCUCUAUCCCAGCAAAAUCAACCUAGAUGACACUUCUGAGGAGUUAGAAAGCAGUUCAGUUCCUGAGGCUUUCUACACACCUGAGCCCUCUCCUCCUGAACGGGAAUCAGUCCGACAAAGAAGUGACAGUCCACCUGUCUUCCAGUUUGUUGAUCCUGACGUUCAGAUGGCAGAGGACAGUCUGCAAACUCUUGAAGCUCCAAUCCCUGACCCUUCAGCCCCAUAUAGGGUAUUCCUGGAAGCCAAAGAGUGUCCCAUGCCUCACUCCAUGUAUUGCCUACCCCUCUGGCCGGGAAUAACUCUAGUGCUGCUUACCAAGAUUCCCAACAGUCAUGUGGCAACAUCUGUAUGCUACUUCCUGGAAGCUUUCGUGAAGUUAGAGAAGAGGUUAUGUGAGGGCCACGAAGGGGCUGCGGCCAUGCGGGGUCAGCCCUCUGUCCAGGAGCAGCGGAGCAGACUGGAGAAGUUAAUCAAAACCUGGGCCGGCAUGGACAUUCAGACCUCCCAACUUCAAAAUGCGUGGACAGACUUUAAGAACAAGGCGUUCAGCAGAUCAGGAUCUGGAUUCACAAGAGAUUUGCUGCCCUCUUGUCGAAACAUGAAGACUCAGUUGUGUGGAGUGUACAGGCAGUUUUUUGCAGCUGAUUGCAUGGGCAGUCAGCGAUUGGCUCCUCAUCUUCAAGAACGAGCUCUGAGCAUGGUCCAAGAGAAGUUAAUGGACUGGAAGGAUUUUCUGCUGGUGAAAAGCAAAAGAAACAUCACAAUGGUGUCAUACUUGGAAGAGUUUCCAGGUCUCAUCCACUUUAUCUACGUGGAUCGUUCAAAUGGUCAGAUGAUUGCACCCUCCCUAAAUGUGACCGAUCGCACCGUCUCCGAGCUCGGAAAGGGACCACUAGCUGACUUUGUAAAGAAAAAGGUUUGGAGUCUUGUUGCAACAGCACAGCGCUAUCUGCAAAAGGGUUACGCCACCGUGACGCUCCGGGAUGGGGAUUAUUUCUACUGCUACUUCCUGUGGUUUGAAAAUGAAACGGGUUACAAACUGGAAGUGAUAGACAUACCCAGCUCCCCAGAUGAUAGUGCUCCAGUAGGAAUGCUCACCUGUGAUUAUUACAGGAAGCUGCUGCGGUAUUACAGCAAAAAACAUCAGAAUGAUGUGGUGAAGUGUUAUGAACUGUUUACUGUGCAUCUGGGUGUGAUCCCCAAUGAAUAUAUUCUUCAGCACUGCAGUCAGCUGGCCCGUAAACUGUGGGAGCCCACCCGUAUCCCACUCCUGUGACCCACACGGCCCUCAAAGGAUUAUGGUCCAUGCAGCAGUGUUCACUUUAUUCAUGAUCUGUAACCUACGUGGAGAGUUUUCUAAACUUUCUGCACAAGCACUUCAUUUUUUUUUUAAGUAAUUGCAGAAAAUAUUGUGUCAGUAACCAAACACUGCCCUUCUUGUACUUGCAAUGAAACUGAGUGUAAUGUGCAAGUGAACGUUCUUAAGGUGCUUAUAAUGCAGAAAUAUGUCUGCUAUUAACAGAUUAUUUUUGUAAAACCAGGACCAAAUAAUAAAAGAGAGCACUCCUUUUAAAAAUGUCAUUACCCAGAUUUGAUCAGGUAUCUGGUUUAGCAAUGUUAGUUAGCAGAUUUACAAAACUGUAUUUGAAAAAAUAAUUGAAAGUACAGUCUUAAUAAAUAAGUAUUAAAAGUAUAAUAAAUAAAGAUAAAGCUGAAAUGUACAAUUUAAGUCUUAAGCAUUCUUAAAGUUUGUAGUUUUGUGUAUUUUUUGCGACUUUGGUGCCCCCUGUAGUUAAAUAAGUGUAAUUCACUGUCGGAAUUGCACGUUUUUUUUGUGUGUGUGCCAUAAAGCAAUCCGCCCUUUCGCGGAAUUCCGCAACCGAAGAAUAAACAAAAGAGCGUAGGAAUAAUAAUAAUAAUUUAGCCAUUCGCCUCCUCAUUAGAAGUAAGUGAAGCAUCAGAAUGAUUUUGAAACUAAUAUUUCAAAGUAAAAAAUAAAUAAAAAAUACGUACACUUGAUUCAAGGAAAUAAUUUUAAUUUAUUUAUGCAGCAGUCAUAAAUAGCGAUUUCUGUCCUUCACACAGCUUUUUUUUAUCCUCUGCACUUAUGAAAAAAUAUGAUAUUUCACUGAACUGAUUGUUAUUACUAACAGGAAUAUGGCAUUUAUAUUUUGUUAUCAUAUUGCUUGUAUUUAUACAUAAUGUUCUGAUAAAAAGUUUUUACAAACUAUGUCAUCAGUUUUCGAAAGAAAAAUAAAUAGUAAAUAAUCAUUUAUUAAGAUAAACUCUUUUGUCAUCCUUUAUUAAGCUGUAUUUAAACAAGCUAUAAUGGUAGCUUUGGUUUUAAAAGUCAUUUUCACUUGUUUUAAAAUGCCUUUGUAUUUUAUUGUAUGCUAUGUCAAUGUUGUAUUUUACCCAAAAAUGGCAGUUUUGAAACAUUUUAGAAUUAUACAUCGAAAUGAUGAGAUUGAUCCUAUUGUUUUUUUUACAUUAAAGGUUGCCUGUUUAAGUCCA